AUGGUUUUAUUAACUACAGCUGUGGUGCAAGCUGAGUCGAAAGACGGUACUUAUUUCCCAGUUAGGGUCUUAUUAGAUCAGGGGUCGCAAGGUUCUUUUAUUACCGAGGCUAUGGUGCAGCACUUAGGUUUAAAAAGGCUUGCGGUCAAAAAUACCGUAGUUGGUGUAGGUGGAGAUAAAAGUGUGACUUCCAAGUCCACAGUAAAAAUUAAUUUAAGGUCAAGAGUUGAUCCUAGGUUCCAAGUUAAGGUUAAUGCACAUGUCUUGAAGUCGGUUACGUCUCUUCUCCCAGUUGCGAAGACAACUAGGGUAGAAUGGGACAACCUGACUCUGGAUGAUCUGGCUGACCCUGAGUAUCAUACGCCUAACAAGAUUGAUCUCUUAUUAGGUGCGGAGAUAUACAGUCAAAUCAUUCAGGAAGGCAUUAAAAGAAACCUCAACGGAUCUCUAUUGGCGCAGGAUACUGCUUUCGGUUGGAUAAUAUCUGGUGUCUGUGAGGUAGAUAGCACGUCAAAUAUCCAUUCUCACACAAUUGUGAUGCAUUCUUAUCUGGAAGUGGACAAUAUGCUAAAGCGGUUUUGGGAACUCGAAGCUGAACCACCUGUAACAAAAAGAAUGCUCACAGAUGAUGAAAUUAAAUGUGAGAAAUUGUUUAAGGAGACUACGAAACGGGAUGGAGACGGUCGGUUCAUCGUAAGACUGCCGUUUCGUAUGGCCAACCCGGACUGCAUGCAUGGUGAGUUCAGGAAAAUAGCUGAAAAAAGAUUGAGAAAUUUAGAAUUUAAAUUGCAAAAGAACAAUAAAUUAAAAGAGGAUUACACACAAGUUAUAAGGGAGUAUUUAAACUUAAAUCAUAUGGUAAAAGUUACUGAUAAGGAUAAAUUUAAGAAAACAGCUAUUUACUUACCACACCACGCAGUAGUCCGGGAAGAUAAGGAUACUACUAAAGUCCGAGUAGUGUUUGAUGCCUCCUGUAAGGGAAGCAAUGGGAAGUCAUUAAAUGAUGAUUUAUUGAUUGGGCCGCCACUGCAAGCCGAACUACGUCAUACAAUUAUGCGCUGGAGACAAUAUAAAAUAUGUUUGGUGGCGGAUGUGGUGAAAAUGUACCGCCAAGUGCUGGUAAAUCGGGAAGAUACCCCAUUUCAGAGGAUUCUUUGGAGAGACAGUCCUGAAAAGGAGCUUCAAGAGUUUGAAUUACUUACCGUAACCUUUGGCACAGCAUGUGCUCCAUAUUUAGCUGUGCGGUCAAUGCAAGAAUUAGCCUAUAAGGAGUGUCAGAAUAAGCCUGUAAUUGCUAAAAUUAUUUUGAAUGAUUUUUACAUGGAUGAUGUGAUGACCGGGGCGGAUAACCUAGAAGAUGCUUAUAAAAUAUAUAAAGAGUUAACCGAAGUGUUAGCGAAAGGAGGGUUUCCGUUGCAAAAAUGGAAAAGCAAUUCUAAGGAAAUAUUAGCUAAAAUAUGGAAAGCAAAGGGUAAUACAGAUGAGGAAUUAAGGAUUAAGGUAGAUGAUACAACUAAGAUUUUAGGACUUACCUGGGAUCCGCGUGGUGACUUCUUCCGGUACUCUGUAGAUCUUGCACCGCAAGAAGAACCUGUAACAAAAAGGAGAAUUAUAUCUGAUAUAUCCCGAUUAUUUGACCCACUCGGAUGGUUAGCUCCUUGCAUUAUAGCAGCAAAAAUACUCAUACAAAAGCUUUGGUUAGCUGGUAUUGGGUGGGAUGAGCAAGUUCCUACUAAUUUAAUAAAUGAAUGGAUUACUUACCGUAAAAAUUUAACUGCCUUACAGAAUAUUAAAAUUCCACGCUGGAUACACACUAGUAAUAAAUAUCAGCGCGAGUUGUACGGAUUUUCCGACGCUUCGAAGGUGGCUUAUGCGGCUGUCGUGUAUCUACGAGUGGUAGAUGAUGUGGGAAAUGUCUACGUCUCAUUAGUUACAGCUAAAACAAAGGUAGCUCCCAUAAAGCAAGUGUCUAUCCCUAGACUGGAGCUUUGUGGGGCUGUACUUUUGGCGAAGUUGAUGGUUGAGGUAGCUGAAGUUAUGAAAGUUGAAAGGAGUCAGUUACAUGCAUUCACUGACAGUGAGGUGGUUUUAGCCUGGCUUAACAAUCACCCAAGCCGGUGGAAGACGUUCGUCGCUAACCAAGUUUCGGAAAUCCUACAGAUUUUGGAUACACAUCACUGGUCCCAUGUAGCCACUAAGAAGAAUCCGGCGGAUUUAGCAUCACGAGGUAUUUCUCCGGUGGAACUAUCAGAAAUGGUUAUAUGGUUUGAAGGGCCAGAGUUUCUAAAAAAUAAGGUAAUUAUUUGUACAAAACCAAAACACCUGGUUACAAAUCUUGAGCAGGUUAAAGUUCAUACAGCGGUCGUUAACACAGAAUUGUGGGAAAGGUUUUCUUCAUUUUCGAAGCUUGUUCGUGUGGUUGCUUAUUGUCGACGUUGGUUACGGAUAAAGAAAGGUUUAAGUAGUAGGCCAAGUUCAGAAGCAUUGGAGCGACAGGAAAUUGAGGAUUCGAUAACGGUCUGUAUUAAAAAAUGUCAAGAAGAAGGAUUCCGGGAAGAGUUGGAAGAAUUGCAAAAACACGGCAUAAUAGAUAAGAAAAAGAAAAAGUUAAGGACAUUAAAUAUAUUUUUAGAUUCGGAAGGUGUAAUUAGAGUAGGUGGUCGGCUGGAAAUGUCUUCGCUGUCAUUUAACGGGAAACAUCCGAUUCUCAUACCUAAAGAAUCUUUCUUAAGCGGACUCUUAAUUGCUGAUGCUCACCAAAAAACCCUGCACGGAGGUCCGCAACUCAUGAUUACCUAUUUGAGAUCGAAGUAUUGGAUUGUGGGUGCGAAGUCUCUUAUUAGGAAAUAUUAUCGUGGUUGUGUAAUAUGUACGCGUUACUCGAGCAGGUCUACAUCUCAACUCAUGGGGCAGUUACCUUCCGCGCGUGUGACACCGAAUAAGCCCUUUCUUGUCAGCGGAGUCGAUUACGCAGGACCUAUUAAUAUAAGAAUUUCAAAAGGUAGGGGUAACAAGUCUUACAAGGGAUAUAUUGCUCUGUUCAUUUGCAUGUCGACCAGAGCUGUACAUCUUGAAGUUGUGAGCGAGCUUUCUACCCUAGGAUUUAUAGCCGCUUUUAAAAGGUUCGUCGCAAGACGAGGUAGGUGUGCUGAAUUAUACAGCGACAACGGUUCCAAUUUUGUGGGCGCUGCUCGAGAGUUACUGUGUCUGUUCAGCGAAGAAAAAACAAAAUUUAAACCUGAACUGGCACAGUAUCUCGCGACCAAUGGAACACAGUGGAAUUUUAUUCCUCCUCGCGCUCCGAAUUUCGGUGGACUAUGGGAGGCAGGAAUGAAGUCCACCAAGUUCCACCUCAAACGAGUGGUUGGAAACUCUACGUUGACGUAUGAGGAGAUGGCUACCGUAUUAGCACAAAUAGAGGCAUGUCUUAAUUCGAGGCCAUUGUCUCGUGUAGAGGAUCCAACCGAGGCCGUCGUUUUGACUCCUGGUCAUUUCUUGGUGGGGGAACCACUCGUAGUAGUUCCGGAAGUAAAUUAUGAGUCGGCAAAUAUGUUUACCUUGCGAAGAUGGCAACUCCACCAACGAAUGAUGCAGGAUUUUUGGCGUCGAUGGUCCCAGGAUUACCUUCAUCAGUUCCUUCAAAGGCAUAAAUGGGAAUAUCAGAACCCAGAACCAUCAGUGGGGGAUGUAGUUUUAGUCAAGGAGGACGAUCUGCCCCCGGCGCGAUGGUUGCUAGGCAAGGUCGAACAAAAACAUCCGGGACCCGAUAAAAUCACGCGAGUCGUCACCAUACGUACCAAAAAUUCUUUAAUUAAAAGACCUACUUCUAAGAUAGCAAUUUUACCUGUAACUAAGUAA
Vanessa atalanta (red admiral) is the source of this 3858-nucleotide messenger RNA. RefSeq lists its product as uncharacterized. The record is from RefSeq and is a predicted model, not a curated record. Gene Ontology annotation, molecular function: nucleic acid binding. Bases 1 to 3858 code for a protein of 1285 amino acids. NCBI's taxonomy places the organism in Eukaryota, Metazoa, Arthropoda, Insecta, Lepidoptera, Nymphalidae. Gene Ontology annotation, biological process: DNA integration. The transcript has a single exon.